Coccomyxa subellipsoidea C-169 is the source of this 775-nucleotide messenger RNA. RefSeq lists its product as hypothetical. Bases 28 to 327 code for a protein of 99 amino acids. The record is from RefSeq and is a predicted model, not a curated record. NCBI's taxonomy places the organism in Eukaryota, Viridiplantae, Chlorophyta, Trebouxiophyceae, Coccomyxaceae. The transcript has a single exon.
CAUGAGAAUUACAUUGCUGCACAGCUAAUGGCUGAUGCCUACGAGGAGUGUCUAGACAACGAAGCUAUAGGAGCUGCGCAGCGCUGCUGCAGCAUACAUGCCAAGCUAGCUCUUAAACACCCGCGCUUUUGGGAGCACACAAAGCUUGCAGCGCCGUCAGACCGAUCAGCUAAAGCUACAGUCAGCUUCUUAGAAUGGGUACCCAUAAGACCCCGUUGCAUUUUUCAGGAGCUGAGCUGUCUGGAGAGACUGCACACACAGUACACAUCCGUUCGCAUGCGCACACAUGGGAUGCACUAUGUGCACCACUGUGAUAUGCAGUGCUAGGCUAGCACCCCUGCAAACUGGUAAACGCACUAAAUCGCAUGAUUUUUGCACUCUUUAGAUGCGUUCCUCGAGCACUCGAGAAGCAAGCAUCUGUUUCAUAGACCCACCGUAAUCAUGUGGUCUGCAACAGGGCAACUGACGUACACCUGGACAUUGUCUCUAGAUCCCCCUUGCAUCAUCAACAAUGCCAUGCUCUGCCGAAAGUCCUUGCACACAGCAUAGCGCUCCAUGACUCUCUUAAGUUUGUGCAGACACAAUGAUAUGAACAAGCCACAUUGGCCGAGUACAAGGGGCCUAUCUCCUAUACUGUACUAUAUUCUGCUCUGCCCAUAUGGACUUUUGAGUUCUGUAUGACUACACACUGCACACACCAGCCAAACGGGGUUCGUCCCUCCAUGGACUUCAUAAUGUUGCACAGAGCCCUGAGCGGGGCGCUUUCUAGCUGUUC